Caenorhabditis bovis is the source of this 915-nucleotide messenger RNA. Lineage: Eukaryota; Metazoa; Nematoda; Chromadorea; Rhabditida; Rhabditidae. The record is from the annotation of a GenBank genome assembly.
AUGGCUACCGUUUGCGAGCUCGUUCAAUUGCCAGUUGGAAGCAAGUGUGGCGAAUGGACGAUUCUAAAAAAGCUUGGUGAAGGCGCGUUCGGCGCCGUGUACCUCGUGAAGGGAAAAGACAAAGACAUGGAGUACGCGCUGAAAGUUGAAGCCGAAACCGAUCCGUUGGGACUUCUUCGAAUGGAGGUGUUCGUCUUAAUGGAAUUGAAGCGACAGAAAUACGAGGGAAGGCAUUUUUUGGAUAUGGUUGAUAAGGGAAAUGUUGUGGGAAAAUUCAACUACAUGGUGAUGACAUUGGUGGGAAAAAGCUUUCAAGAUCUUCGCAAAAAGGCGCCGUUCCGCAAAUUCUCGAUGGGAACCGCGAUUUCGAUUGCCCGACAAUCGCUUGAAGCCGUUGAGGAUUUACACAAUAUUGGCAUUUUGCAUCGCGACAUCAAACCCGGAAAUUAUACGAUUGGACGGAAAGAGAUGAACGAGCUGCGCAAGGUUUAUAUGCUCGAUUUUGGAAUGGCGCGAAAAUUCGCCAGAGAAGAUGGCACUUUGAGAAACCCGAGAGCUCGCGCCGGCUUCCGCGGCACCGUCAAAUACGCGCCGCUAGCGUGCCACAUUCAACGCGAGCAAUGCCGCAAAGACGACAUCGAGAGCUGGUUGUACAUGGUUGUCGAGAUGACGUGCGGCAAACUGCCGUGGCGCAAUCUCACCGAGACCGAAGACGUCGGCGUGUUCAAGAAGGACUGCAAGACGAAUCGAAUCCGCUGCCUGUUCGGCGGCUGCCCGCGCGAAUACACGGAAAUCUUUCCGAUUCUCGACAAAGGCAAAUUCUUCGACGCGCCCGACUAUCCAGCAAUCUACGAGCUUCUCGAGAAGGCGAUGGUGAACACGAGAAGCAACGAGUUCCCAUAUGAUUGGGAGUAG